GCCUUACCUGGAAGACUAUCGCGCCACGUCCAGGGUAUGGGCCAAGCUUAAGUGGCUGCCACUUUUAUAUCAGAGCGCUCACCCUCGUGGCCACGCGGUGGGGAUGGCGAAUCUGCUGCUGCUCACCUCCACGUCGUCAAGAUGCCCACAUAUCCACUCCAGCUCACCUGCUUGGGGGUGAUCUACAGUACACCUAUACUGGCAGCUGUUUUCGUAGCGCUGAGAAUCUAUACACGGCGGAAGCUGAACUUGAGGUUAAGCUGGGAUGACUGGCUCAUCAUAGUAGCGUCAGUGCUAUCAAUUGCGCUCAUCGGUCCCUCACACAGACAUGUUAAGAUGUGGCAUGUUGGAAUUCACAUCUGGGAUGUAGAUCCAAACAAGAUUGAGCCAGACUACGACGAGUACUACGCGGUUGUGAUGGCAUUCAAUCUUCUCAACAUCCCAAUCCUACCACUUGUUAAAGCAUCCAUCAUCCUGCUGCUUCUCCGCGCCGGAUCCAUCAUCACAUGGCUGAAAAAAGUGCUAUACGCCAUCUUGGUCUUCACUGUUGGGAGCUCACUAAUACCAUGGUUCCUGUACAUCUUCACAUGUCCACCACAGACUGGCAACACCUGGAAGCCACGAACAUUUGGAGGCCUCCACUGCAUGGGCCGACAUCGAAUGGGCGAGAUGCUGAUCUGGGUUACCUGCGCCAACCUUCUCACCGACCUUCUCAUUCUACCAAUUCCGUUCAUCAUCGUCAGGAGAAUGAUGAGCGCGCGGCUGCGGUCUCGCCUUGUCGUUCUGACUGUUUUCGCCUGCAGUCUAGCAGUGACAGGCAUCGGCGCCGCCAAAAUUUACCUUUCUUAUCGCGACCGCCUCUACACGCUCUAUGUCCCCGACUGGACAUAUCCAAUAGACUACUGCAUCAACCACAUCGAAAACAACGUCGCCAUCAUCGUCGCCAACAUACCCAUCCUGCGCGGCCUGGUCACGCGGUGGGUGUUCAAUUUCAAGAACGGGAAACUCGUGAUCCAGGACCGCAAAGAGCGACCAACGCCGACACGCAAGCGUUCAGACCUCUCCGCGAAAGCGCACCGCAGAGUGUACAGCAGCCAUGUGAUGCGCAAGCUACUGCCCUGCAUCGACGACAUUUCGUCCAGCCUGGCAACGCCAGAGCAGUCCAAACAGCGCCCUGAGCGCGCACUGUCCGGCACCUUUACCAACCUCGAACAACCAAUCCACAGGAGCCGCAAGCUGAGCACUUACUUCACCCGCUCGGUCGACCGCUACGACAGCGCUGAUGAGCUCGAGAAAGGAGAUGCCCGCGAUACAGUGACGUCCGUUGGCUCUGCCACGCUCGUCGGCUCACUGAGCCGCGAGUCGGCCAACUGGGAUACCGCGUUGUUGCAGGCGAAGAGGAGCAGUCCGACACUGCGCCCGAGCGAGCCCUUCGGCGCCAUGGAGCCGCUGGGCGAGAUCCAGCCGCUGGAGCAGGUGCGCAUGCGCAGCGCGUUGGACGGCGGGGAAUUCGAUUUCGGAGAAGCGGUAUGGGCGUACUCGCCGCCGUCGCGCGUGUAGUCGUUUUUUUGUUGUUGUUGCAG
Molecule: messenger RNA, 1583 nt
Organism: Boeremia exigua
Lineage: Eukaryota; Fungi; Ascomycota; Dothideomycetes; Pleosporales; Didymellaceae
Exons: 4
Coding region: 142-1560 (472 amino acids)
Source: RefSeq, a predicted model, not a curated record